Beauveria bassiana ARSEF 2860 is the source of this 300-nucleotide messenger RNA. Its product is annotated as hydrophobin-like protein. The coding region runs from base 1 to 300 and encodes 99 amino acids. Lineage: Eukaryota; Fungi; Ascomycota; Sordariomycetes; Hypocreales; Cordycipitaceae. Gene Ontology annotation, cellular component: extracellular region. The record is from RefSeq and is a predicted model, not a curated record. The transcript is spliced from 3 exons.
AUGAAGUUCUUUGCUAUCGCUGCUCUCUUCGCUGGCGCACUCGCCAUGCCUACCACUGAGAUCGAGGCUCGCACUGAUAAAGCCGUGUGCCCCAGCGGUCUCUACUCCAACCUUGUCUGCGCUGACGUUGACGUCCUCGGAAUCUUGUGCCUCCACGCGACUUCCCCUUCUGAAACUCCCCGCGACGCCAGACACUUCCAGGAAAUUUGUGCCAAGGUUGGCAAGCAGGCUCGCUGUGCUGUUCUCCCUGUCGCCGAGCAGGCUGUUCUCUGCCAGAGACCCGCUGGUGUCUCGGCAUAA